Neurospora hispaniola is the source of this 993-nucleotide messenger RNA. RefSeq names its product malate dehydrogenase mitochondrial precursor. Gene Ontology annotation, cellular component: cytoplasm; cytosol. Lineage: Eukaryota; Fungi; Ascomycota; Sordariomycetes; Sordariales; Sordariaceae. Gene Ontology annotation, molecular function: L-malate dehydrogenase (NAD+) activity. Gene Ontology annotation, biological process: tricarboxylic acid cycle; malate metabolic process. The transcript is spliced from 6 exons. Bases 1 to 993 code for a protein of 330 amino acids. The record is from RefSeq and is a predicted model, not a curated record.
AUGGUCAAGGCCGUUGUUGCUGGCGCCGCUGGCGGUAUCGGACAGCCCCUGUCCCUCCUCCUCAAGCUGUCUCCUCUCGUUGACGAGCUCGCCCUCUACGAUGUCGUCAACACCCCCGGUGUCGCUGCCGAUCUCUCUCACAUCUCCUCCCCCGCCAAAACCACCGGCUACCUUCCCCCCAACGACGGCGCCAAGACCGCCUUCAAGGAUGCCGACAUCAUUGUCAUCCCCGCCGGUAUUCCUCGCAAGCCUGGCAUGACCCGUGAUGAUCUCUUCAACAUCAACGCCGGUAUUGUCAAGGGCUUGAUUGAGGUUGCUGCUGAGGUGGCCCCCAACGCAUUCAUCCUCGUCAUCUCCAACCCUGUCAACUCGACUGUCCCCAUUUCCGCCGAGGUCCUCAAGGCCAAGGGUGUCUUCAACGCCCAGCGCCUCUUCGGUGUCACCACCCUCGAUAUUGUCCGUGCCGAGACCUUCGUUGCUGAGAUUGCUGGCAAGAGCAACCCCCAGGAGCUCGUUGUCCCCGUCAUCGGUGGGCACUCCGGCGAGACCAUCGUUCCUCUCUUCAGCAAGGUUUCCCCCUCGGUCACCAUCCCUGACGACAAGUACGAUGCCCUUGUCAACCGCGUCCAGUUCGGUGGUGAUGAGGUCGUCAAGGCCAAGGAGGGUCUCGGCUCUGCCACCCUCUCCAUGGCUUAUGCCGGUUACCGCUUCGCUGAGAAGCUCCUCAAGGCCGCCAAGGGCGCCAAGGGCCUUGUCGAGCCCACCUACGUCUAUCUCCCCGGUAUCCCCGGUGGUAAGGAGAUCGCGGAGAAGACUGGUGUUGACUUCUUCUCCGUCCCCGUCGAGCUCGGCCCCAACGGUGCUGAGAAGGCUAUUGACAUCCUCGGCGACAUCACCGAGAAGGAGAAGACUCUCCUCGAGGCUGCCGUCAAGGGCCUCAAGGGCAACAUCCAGAAGGGCGUUGACUUUGCCCACAACCCCCCUCAGAAGUAG